Molecule: messenger RNA, 1299 nt
Organism: Leptosomus discolor (cuckoo roller)
Lineage: Eukaryota; Metazoa; Chordata; Aves; Leptosomiformes; Leptosomidae
Source: RefSeq, a predicted model, not a curated record
AUCCAGCAGGCCGCCGCCGCAGCGGGAACGUCCCCCCCGGAGCUCUGCGAGCGGGUCUCGGGCCUCUUUCGCCAAGCCUUGACCCAGGCCGCCGUCUCCUUCACCGACUUCAUCCGCACCAGCGAGCCCCGCCACCGGCGAGCCGUGCUGCAUUUCUGGGGUGCCCUGCGGGAUGGCGGGGCUCUCUACAAAGGGGCUUACGAGGGCUGGUACUGCACUCCCGAGGAGUGCUUCCUGCCCGAGAGCCAGCUCGCCGAGCGCAGGGACGCCCAGGGACGCCCAUGCAAGGUGUCUUUGGAGACCGGCCACCAGGUGCACUGGACCAAGGAGGAGAACUACAUGUUCAGGCUCUCGGCGUUCCGGGAGCCGCUGGGCGUGCGGCGGUGGCUGCGGGACAACCCGCGCGCCGUUUCCCCCGAGCCUUUCUACCGGCGCGUGCUGCGCUGGCUGGACGAGGACUUGCCCGACUUGUCGGUCUCCCGUGAGAGGAGCCGGCUGCAGUGGGGCAUCCCCGUCCCCGGCGACGCCACGCAAACCAUCUACGUGUGGGUGGACGCCCUGGUGAACUACCUGAGCGCGGCGGGCUACCCCGAGGCGCACGGGGAGUGGGCUGACGGCUUCCGGUACUUCCUGCUGCGGCAGGGCGUCCCCGAGCGGGACUGUGACUAUUACGAGGAGAAGGUGGUUAAGGUGGUGAAUUCGGAGCUGGCAGACGCGCUUGGGGGGCUUCUGAAUCGGUCGACAGCCCUCAGCAUCAACCCCAGCAACACCUACCCUUGUUUCUCAGAGUCUUGUUUUCCAAAGAUCUCGGACUACAGCGGGGAGAAAGCUGCGGGCAGGGCUUCUGCUGAAGACUACGAGUUCGUGGCGUCCGUGGCUUCUCUGCCUCUGCAGGUGGCUGGGUGUUUCGAGGGUUUCCAGAUCUACAAGGCUUUAGAGUGUGUUGCCCUGUGCGUGAGGCAGACCAACAGUUUCUUCCAGAGACACAGGCCUUGGAAACUCGACCGAAAGGACCCCGCAGAGCAGCUCUGGCUUGACACCAUCAUCCACGUCACGCUGGAGUGCCUGCGUGUCUACGGGACGCUCCUGCAGCCCGUGAUCCCGCACGCUGCAGACAAGCUGCUUUCCAGGCUGGCGGUGGAGCCAGAAGAGAGGGGUCUCUCGAGUUUGACAUUCCUGCCACGCUACGAUGGGGAGCCGUGUCCCUUCGAAGGGAGACAGCUCGGACCGGACACCGGCGUCUUGUUUCCCAGACUGGAGAAGUCAAGGCAGCACCAGAGGGAAACCGAGAAGCUCUAG